GUGUGAAGUAAGCAAUCUGUUCUCACUUGCUAUUUAACAGCAAAAGUACAACUUUAUCUCUUAAUGUAUUUGACUUAAUUACUUGGCUUUCAAUUAACAAUAUGAAAAACAUACUGAAAUUAGCUUGUGAUCUAUAAGAAAGAGAUUUAAGUAAUUUGAUCAAAGUAUUACAUGAUACUCAAAUUUUCUCUCAAAGGCAGGACUCCAACACCGCAGGUGGAAAACCAGCAAAAGGAACAAGACAGAAAGGAGGAACGGGAAGAUGAAAGACCGACUUCAAGAACUAAAGCAGAGAACGAAAGAAAUUGAGCUCUCUAGAAACAGUCAUGUAUCAACUACAGAAGCAGAGGAACAAGGGUUGUUUCUGCAGCAAGCUGUUAUCUAUGAAAGAGAGCCUGUAGCUGAGAGAUACCUCCAUGAAAUCCAAAAACUACAGGAGAAUAUUAACAAUUUGGCAGAUAAUGUUCAAAAAUUUGGGCAGCAACAGAAAAGUCUGGUGGCUUCGAUGAGAAGGUUUAGUCUACUUAAGAAGGAGUCUGGUAUUACAAAGGAGAUAAAAAUCCAAGCAGAACAUAUCAACAGAAGUUUGGAAGAUUUAGUUAAAGAGGUUAAAAAAUCAGAGGCUGAAAAUGGUCCAUCAUCAGUGGUCACAAGGAUACUUAAAUCUCAGCAUGCUGCAAUGUUCCGCCAUUUUCAGCAAACCAUGUUUAUAUACAAUGACACAAUAGCAGCAAAGCAAGAGAAGUGCAAGAUAUUUAUUUUCCGUCAGCUUGAAGUUGCUGGGAAAGAGGUACCUGAAGAAGAAGUAAAUGAUAUGCUUCAUCAAGGAAAAUGGGAAGUUUUUAAUGAAAGCUUACUGACGGAAAUCAGUAUCACUAAAGCACAACUUUCAGAGAUUGAACAGAGACACAAGGAGCUAGUUAAUUUGGAGAACCAAAUAAAAGACUUAAGGGAUCUUUUCAUUCAGAUAUCUCUUUUAGUAGAAGAACAAGGAGAAAAUAUCAACAACAUUGAAAUGACAGUGAACAGUACAAAAGAGUAUGUUAACAAUACUAAAGAGAAAUUUGGAUUAGCUGUAAAAUACAAAAAAAGAAACCCUUGCAGGGUACUGUGCUGUUGGUGCUGUCCAUGCUGUAGCUCAAAAUAAAGAAGCCACUUUA
Molecule: messenger RNA, 1160 nt
Organism: Carlito syrichta (Philippine tarsier)
Lineage: Eukaryota; Metazoa; Chordata; Mammalia; Primates; Tarsiidae
Gene: STX19
Product: syntaxin 19
Exons: 2
Coding region: 263-1147 (294 amino acids)
Biological process (GO): synaptic vesicle fusion to presynaptic active zone membrane; intracellular protein transport; exocytosis
Cellular component (GO): synaptic vesicle; presynaptic active zone membrane; SNARE complex
Molecular function (GO): SNARE binding; SNAP receptor activity
Source: RefSeq, a predicted model, not a curated record